Molecule: messenger RNA, 1616 nt
Organism: Amphimedon queenslandica
Lineage: Eukaryota; Metazoa; Porifera; Demospongiae; Haplosclerida; Niphatidae
Exons: 2
Coding region: 1002-1616 (204 amino acids)
Source: RefSeq, a predicted model, not a curated record
CCAAACUUCUAACUCAUAAAUUUUUAAUGUUUUCAUUGCUGCAAUAGUGGUAGAAGUGCUAACCACCUAGUUUAUAUAGCAACAUUACUGUGGUUAAUGAAUAUAAUUAACAAAACAAGAGCUCCAAAAAUGGUGGAAAUGUUAAUUUUACCAUGAUUUUAACCACAAAAUUGUGCCAAAAGUGGGUGUGGUCAAAAUCGUGGUGCGCUUCGCACGCCAUUUUAACUUACAACCCCCCCCGCCCAUUUCCAAAAUCCUGGAUCUGUCCCUGUUUAAUCCUUUGUGUUUAUAUAGUCGGUUUCAGUUGAGUUUGAUAGGAAGUUUUCAUCAUCAAAACGUCACGUGUAGCCCCACCCACACGCGUGAAUAAAAUGGCUGAAACUACAAUGUGCUCUCUUUUUCUUCCUCUAACUCCAUGAGUCUCUUGUUUUGGGCGCUAUUUCCUCUACAUCUUACCUGCAGGAUCUUUUUUCUUGUUAUCACUUCAAAAAAGAGGCAAGAAAUGCAAGAUUACAAGGGAUUGAAUAAUCCCUUAGUCUGGGGUGUUCCUUUUGCUUUAUAUUAUUUUUAAACAAAUAAAACAUGAUUGUUAACAAAUGUAAUGAGAUGCAAAUUAUAUUCACGAGCAUAAUAUGCAAUGCAACAUCAUGGCGGCUUCUUUGAUGAAGACCGGAAGAAUCCGUUGAGAACCUUCCAGAGUACCCAGAGACUCCAAAAUCAAUUCAGAUAUGCGGAAGAACCCGUUAUGCAACCAUACCAAGUUUUAAGUUGCUAGCAUUAAUAACAAAAAAGUUAUAAGAAUGUUUCACCUGUCAAACUCAACUGAAACCGACUAUACCUACUACAGAAAGCAUUUGGUAAUUUCUGUAUAUUAUUUAUUUUUCCUCUAAUUUUAAUGACAUAUUAUUGCUAGUGACUUCUUUGUAAUUACAGUUAUUGGAAAUAGCAUUGAAGAAAUAGGAAAAAAAGUAAAGGAGUCAACAGCAUUCCUCACAAAGCUUAUGUCAGCCCUCAGAAAGCGCUAUUGCAUUAUGUUCUCAUCUGUUGAUGAUUCUAUGGAAGUAUUAAAAAGAGAUACCACACCAUUUGAUACUACUCCAUUUGAAGAAAUUGCAAAUGAGGUUGAUUGUUCUACAGCAGAACUUGUUGAGUUCAGCGAUAGCAUGAAAAGUAAAAGAGUUUGCAACAUUCCUUCAAGAAAGCUCCCGUGUUGUGCAACAGUUGAAACGCUCUCCAUAGCUAUGACAUGUGAUAGCAAAACCUGUGCCGAUACAGAUGUCAUUAUUUCCACAAUAUUUGGAGACCUUUUAAAAAAGGUGGUACGAUGUCAUGACAUUAAGAAUGAAGAAGGCAUAGUUUGCUAUUUUCCUCCUGUUUAUUCAACAUUACUGAUCGAUAGAAUAUUAAAAAAUUUUUCUUUUUUCAAAGAGAUGCAAAUAAAAACAAUCACUGUUGGAUUCUGUACAGUGUAUAAUGAAACCCUUUUUGAUAAGGCAUACGAAAAACUAAUCAGAAGAAUAGAUAUAUUAGAAGAAAGGAACUUGGAGCUGGAAAAGUCAAAGCAGACAUUAUUAGACAAAAUUAAAGAGCUUGAGGAAAAGAUUGAAGGUCAGUAA